Molecule: messenger RNA, 1545 nt
Organism: Miscanthus lutarioriparius
Lineage: Eukaryota; Viridiplantae; Streptophyta; Magnoliopsida; Poales; Poaceae
Source: the annotation of a GenBank genome assembly
AUGGCGGGCAGGAAUGGCGGCCGCGGUUCUUAUUGGAGCUACCACCAGGAGACUGGAUCCAUCAUUAGCAGCUCGUCAGGUACCAUAGUCUCUACUGCCUACAUAUCCAACGUCUCUCGCCCCUCCACUUUCUCAAUGGAGCCGACCACGCACUUUCUCUCCUUGGGGAUCCACGGGGACAUCAACGGCAACAGCUUCGGGGACUGGGAAAAAGCGGAGGAGGAAGAAGCAGAUCAGGAGGAAGAAACGGAGAAUGAGCGCAUUAGACGCCUGGUCCAGGAAUUCUACCAUGCGCCGUCAGCGAAUCGCAGCAUCAAAAUCGGCGACACGAGUGUAGUGGAGAGAUGGCUCAAGGAGCUGGGCGUCGGCUGGGUUCUCAGCCUCGAUGACGGUGCAUCUGCAGUGGAGGCAGAGGAACUCCAUCGCCAUGCACGGAGCUGGAUCCGGGCUCUCGACGAGAUCGCGCAAACCAUCUGCUCCACGAGGCCGCUCUUUCGGGAUGGUGCCUCCGUGGGCCUGCCCAGUAUUUGUGAGGGAGAAGGAGAGCAUGUGGGUGGGCGAUGCAUUCCGGAUCGAUACCAUUUGGCACUGUUUAUCCAAGAAACCAUGUUGAAGAUCCUCGAUUUUGUUGAGUUCAUAGUUGCUCUGGACCCUAAUGCUGCUACCGUAACUUGUGGGAUAAGGGCACCAUACCUCAAGAUCAGUAUUCUGCUGCUUGUACACGAUGCCCUGUCCGAGGCCUCAACAACAAAGAUCUCUUUGACAUCCCAUCCGCCGCCAUCGGCACAAGUUCGAAGGAUAGAGGACGAGAUGGCCAGCUUCUUAUCAGCGAAGCAGGACAAGGCAACAGAGGCCAUACAGGGCACAAUGGCGGAUACUUGGGCUCGUAUCAUGGAGUCGGUAGAGGACUCCGCGUGUAGUCCGACUCUAAAUGGAUUGUCCGACAUUCACGAUGUCACUCGGUCUGUGACAUUUCACAUUAGGUACUUGUGGCUUAAUUACCGCUCAUUGUACCCAAUUGUACUCGAAGCAGCUAGAUCUAGCAGCCUUGGUAAGUAUGUCACCAAGAUAGGAGACACUAUUGAUCCUAUUGACCGGCUGGUAAUUCAGAUGAUCUCCUGUCUGGAAGAAAAGGUUGCCAAAAGGUCGCAGUCUUUCCCUGACAAGGGCCUCAGGUAUCUAUCCCUUAUCAACAACUUAUGCUACGUAUCGGAACGAGUCCAUAGUGCAUAUGUCAGCGCAGUCCUCACUCGCAAAAUCGAGGACUGUAUACAGACCUAUCUACAAGAAUCUUGGGCACCCGUGUUUUCAUGCUUGACUCAACCUCGUUGCUUUGGGAAAAACUACUCUCCUCUACCCAAGUUCGAGUCUGCAUUUCAGAGAAACUACAAUACCCAAAAGCUCUGGAAGGUCCCGGAUCCGAGACGGACACUGCGCAAAGCUAUCACCGAGAAAAUCAUUUCGGCCUUAGACGACAACAAUGUUUCCACACCAAAAUUCACUCCCGAUCGAGCACCUGAAAGAGAUGUUGAAAGAGCUAUUUGA